Messenger RNA from Notodromas monacha, 2233 nucleotides. The record is from the annotation of a GenBank genome assembly. Lineage: Eukaryota; Metazoa; Arthropoda; Ostracoda; Podocopida; Cyprididae.
AGGUAUGGGGGCAAGUUUCUGGAACUUCGUUCGUGCCGAGCUGAACCGGAAUUUUGUGCUAGAUGGAGACGAAGCGAGGUUGGAGGAGAGGAGGAAGAAUCUGUACACGUUCUUCUCGAUCCCGAGGAAUUUGGAACAUUUCGUCGCCUAUGGAUUUUUCCAGUGCAUGGACGCGUUUUUGUACUUGUUCACCUUCUUGCCGAUUCGGUUUAUUCUGGCAGUCAAGUCAAUUGUACUGCGACCUCUGAAGUCCCUAGUGAGGACGCGGAGGCUGCCGCAGACUUUCGUGUUCCCCGAUGAGGCGUGUGACGUCCUCAAGAUUUGCAUCCUGUUGAUAUGUUACAAGUUCAUGUGCAUUGUUGACAUCUCUGUUCUCUAUCACUUUGUGAAAACCCAGUCAGUCAUGAAGCUUUACAUCAUCUUCAACAUGAUCGAGGUAGGUGACAAGCUGAUGUCAACAAUUGGUCAAGAUUGCAUCGACGCAUUGUUUUGGACAGCCACCGAGCCGAAGAUGCGAAAGCGAGAGAAUUGGGGUGUCAUACCUCAUUUACUGAUUGCCUCUUCCGUUGCUUUUGUGCAUGCGGUUUUGAUUUUGGGACAAGCAACAACGCUCAACGUGGCUAUCAAUGCCAACAAUAAAGCAUUGCUGACCAUCAUGAUGUCUAAUAACUUCGUGGAGCUGAAAUCCAGCGUCUUCCGGAAGUUUGACAAAGGAAACUUAUUUCAAUUGACUUGCUCGGAUGUUCGGGAGAGAUUCCAUUAUUCGAUCUUGCUUUGCGUGAUCAUGUUGCUGACGAUGAAGGAAUAUUCAUGGAGUAAAGAACGGUUCCUAGACUUGGCGCUGGAUUGUGGUGUCAUUUUGUUUGCUGAACUGUUUGUGGACUGGACGAAGCACGGAUUCAUCACGCGUUUCAACGGGAUCCCCGUGGACGUGUAUCACGAGUAUACGACUCAGUUGGCCUAUGAUGUCGCGAGGACCAAGCAAACGAAAUCUUUCUCGGAUCAUUCGGAUUUCGUGUCUCGACGUCUGGGAUUCCAGACCUUGCCACUGGCUGUGCUUUUGAUUAAAGUUGUGACGCAGAUUGUGACUGUGGAAACGUUUGGAGGUGUGAUUUUAUGCGUGCUCUGCUAUUUCGCCGCCCUGUCCAUGCGGAUUUUGAACAGCACUGUGAUCCUGGGUAAAGCCUGUGACUUGAUCGACCAACAUCAAAAAGGACUCCUUGUUGCCCCACCUACCGUGCAGAGGAAGUUCUCUGUGGGUUCAAAUCUGGUGGAUGCUGGGAAGAGCGAGGAUGAAAAUGCGGUUGAAGAGUUUGAGUUGCUGCUGCCAGCAGAUGCCCCUGAAGGAAGCAUGGAGAACAUGAGAGUUGUUCUGAAGUCAUCCAGCAAUCCUGCUUUAUCUUCACUUGGUCAGGAAACCCCAGAGCAGGGAGACUUCAAGCACCAGACUCAACAAGGAGUAACUUUGAUAGUACUGAAAAACAGUGAAGAGACGGUUGAGGAUUCAGUAGCUCCAGAGGGAUUUUAUAUUGGCAGUAGGAGGUUAAAAUUAUCCGCUGAUCGUCGCGAGUAUUCGAAGUGCACGAUGGCAGGAGAAGCUGAUAUGCCCACUUUCAAGCUCGUCUUGGUUGGUGACGGUGGUGUCGGCAAAACGACCUUCGUCAAGCGUCACAUCACGGGAGAAUUUGAGAAGAAGUAUAUCGCGACCCUCGGUGUUGAAGUUCAUUCGCUUGUAUUUCACACCCACCGGGGAAAGAUUCGCUUCAACGUGUGGGACACUGCUGGUCAGGAGAAGUUUGGCGGGCUGCGUGAUGGCUACUACAUUCAAGGACAGUGCGCAGUGAUCAUGUUCGACGUUACUGCUCGAGUCACCUAUAAAAACGUUCCGAAUUGGCAUCGGGAUCUCGUGCGUGUGUGCGAAAAUAUCCCGAUUGUCCUGUGUGGUAACAAGGUGGACAUCAAGGAUCGGAAAGUGAAGGCCAAGAGCAUUGUGUUUCACCGUAAAAAGAAUUUGCAGUACUACGACCUCAGCGCCAAGUCCAACUACAAUAUUGAAAAGCCGUUUCUCUGGCUUGCCCGCAAACUCAUCGGGGACCCCAACCUGGAAUUCGUGGCAGCACCCGCAAUUGCGCCGCCAGAAAUCCAAAUGGACCCUGUGUGGCGGCAGAAGAUCGAAGACGAGCUGAAGGAAGCACAGAACACUGCGCUGCCGGACGAUGACGAAGAUUUGUGA